Bacidia gigantensis is the source of this 225-nucleotide messenger RNA. RefSeq lists its product as uncharacterized. The transcript has 3 exons. NCBI's taxonomy places the organism in Eukaryota, Fungi, Ascomycota, Lecanoromycetes, Lecanorales, Ramalinaceae. Bases 1 to 225 code for a protein of 74 amino acids. The record is from RefSeq and is a predicted model, not a curated record.
AUGACCGUCCUGAAGGGUGACGCAGCAUUUCAAGCCCGCUCUCUGGCACUCGAUGGGAGAGAGGCGCAGGAGCUGAUGCAAAAGGGCUUGAGAGAGUUACAGAUGAUGAAGAGGCAGACGGUUGUAAGCCAAUUCUUCCAACUCGACAGAUUAGUCGUCGAAGGUGGGAAAUCGGGAAAGCAGACAGGGACUGAAAGUGACAUUGUGCGACAAACAUCCGAGUGA